AUGUCAUACCGCGGCUACCAAGACGAUGCUCCCAGAGAGUCUGGCGGUCGGCGUAAGAAGUUGGCCGGUUAUCUCAAGGCCGCCAACGAGCUGAGACAGUCGUACGCUCCACAGUGGACCCAAUCGAGGGACUUUGCCAACGACAGCGAAGAGCAGCCGGGCGUCUUCCCCGGAGCCGACGUCGUUCGUAGCGGCAAUGAGGAGAUGAUCAUUUUCCCUAGCUAUGCCACAAAACACAUCCGAGCGAAGCCACGCGCCCAACCAGGAACGAUACAACAAGCGUCAGGCACCGGCAGAGAUUCUAGAGAUACUGCAGGCGCAGGAGAUGCUGAAUUCUGGAAGGCGCAAUGGGAUGAGUAUGAACAGGACAAGGCCAUUGUCGACGUCGAUGUCCGUGGCUGGCUAUACACUCCACACCAGGGCCAAUUGAGUCGCAAGCACAGACUCAUGGUCGGCCUCGCGAGACAACUCGUUGGUAUCCAAGCUCCGUCCGGCAGAUCAAGUUCAGCUAGCAGCCGAGCCAGUAGUCGUUCGUCAAGCCCAGUCGGUCAUCAUCGCGAUUCUACAACAAGACAAGAGGAGGAAGCUAUACAAAAACAGGCAGAGGAGAUCUUGAAGAAAGGCGAAAAGGAGGCUGAGAUUGCAGGAAGAGGCGGCUUCAGUGAGCGCCCUUCGAGAUAUGCAGAAAGUACGCGCAGCAGAGAACCUUCUCCAGCACCAAGCACUAGAGGUGGCCCAACAUUCGACGACUUUCUGGCUCCAUCGAGAUCAAACACAUCAAGUUCCGACUUUCUGGACCCUGUGAAGAAGCGCUCGUCAUGGCCGACCCCUGCGAAAAUGUCCUCUGAGCAGCUAGUGACAGCAAACAACCACCUCAUGGCUCGCCUGAGACCUUUCAUGGCCACACCUCUGGCCAAUGCAUCUGUCAGCGCUUUCUUCUACAACGACAAAAUCUCCCGUCAACGCACUGUGCAGACGAAUGCUGCUGGUCACUUUCAUCUACGAGCCCCUCUUGACUUUAUACCGACUCACGUGCGUAUUCUUGCCUCGGAGGAUUUGUCCGCCACAGAAGAAGUCAAGGUCACUCCUGUCAGAGGAGUCAGCAUGAUCAGUGACAUCGACGAUACUAUCAAGCACAGCGCCAUUACUAGUGGUGCUAGAGAGAUUUUCCGCAAUGCCUUCAUUCGCGAUCUGGGCGACUUGACCAUCGAAGGUGUCAGACAAUGGUAUUGUAAACUUGCAGACAUGGGGGUCAAGAUGCAUUAUGUCUCGAACUCACCUUGGCAACUCUACCCUGUCAUCACGGGCUUUUUCAAGGCUGCUGGGCUACCACUUGGAUCAUUCCAUCUGAAGCAAUACAGUGGUAUGUUGCAGGGCAUUUUUGAGCCAGUCGCUGAGCGCAAGAAGGCUACACUUGACCGUCUGUUUCGCGACUUUCCGGAACGCAAGUUUGUCUUGGUCGGAGACAGUGGUGAAGCUGAUCUGGAAGUCUAUACUGAUGUUGUGCUGGAAUAUCCUGGCCGAGUCGUCGCCAUCUUCAUUCGCGACGUCACUUCAAAACCGGAUAAGGGCUUCUUCGAUUCUUCCAUGGGCCCUCUAAGCGGCGAUAGGUCGUCCAAGGGUCAAUUCCGUAACAUGUCCACUGACAGCUUGGUCGGAGCCAAGAGACUGAAUCGUCCAUCUGAUAUACAGGACGACGACGAUGAGCUUAGAAGGGCGAUUGCAGAGUCACUGAAGGAUACUGAACCAGACAGAAGAUCCAUAUUUGGCGGGGAUGUCGCACCAACAAAGAUGCAUGGGGGAAGACCCGGCUUGCCACCACGACGACCUACCGAUCCUCCUGCACCGCAAGCAUCUGCAAUUGAAGACAAUCUCAUCGACUUUAGUGAUGAAGAUAGCACAUCACCAUUGUCAAACGAGCCACAGAAGAGAUCUUACAGCACAUCACUCACCAGAAGACCCGCAAUCCGCUCUCACACAGAGGCUCCCGCCAGACGCGCGACUCCGCCACCUCCCCCCAAACCUCUUGCACUACGUUCACCAUCAGGAGAAGGCAAGACCUUUGCAACCACAGCAUCCCUUCCCCCCUCAAAGUCCUCACCUCCGCCGCCAAAACCACGUAAACCAAGCACGACCGUCAACACGACAAUAGUACCUUCACCACUCUCCCAAGUCAUUGAACCAUCACCCCAAGUGACCGCUCCACCACCUCUGCCAAAACGUCACUACUUGACCUCUGCAAAGCAAAAGCUCUCACCCACGACGGCAUACUUUUCCUCCUCGAGACGGAGUCCUACCUGGGCCUCUGAGAGCAGUGGAACAUCUACACCAGAGAGAGGUUUAAGCACAGCAGCAACGAGAAGUAUGGACGACUUACGCCCCACCGCCACUCCACCCACUGUUGCCCAGCAAAGGCCCAAACCCCCACCACCACGCAGAAACCUAUCACACUACCCAGCGGCCGCAGCCUCGUACGCCUCCAACCGUCUCAGUAGCCAUGAGCCCAUCGACCCUGACGCCCCACUACUUUCCAAAAAAGAAGAAUUGUGGAAACGACGAUGGGCGAAGGCGAAAUCCAUCAUGGAGAGAGAAGGUGUGGUGUUCAGGACUUGGAGGGUCGGUGCUGAUGUGCAAGAUGUUUGUGUAGAAGCCGUUCGGCAGGAAUUGGUAGAGAUGGAGAAGAUGGAUAGGAGGGAUUUGGAGAUUGAAAAGUUAAAGGAGAGGCAGCGUACAAGUGGGAAGGAGGGGAAGUUGAUCUGA
Molecule: messenger RNA, 2760 nt
Organism: Aureobasidium subglaciale EXF-2481
Lineage: Eukaryota; Fungi; Ascomycota; Dothideomycetes; Dothideales; Saccotheciaceae
Exons: 1
Coding region: 1-2760 (919 amino acids)
Cellular component (GO): actin cortical patch
Molecular function (GO): phosphatidate phosphatase activity
Source: RefSeq, a predicted model, not a curated record